Daphnia magna is the source of this 1145-nucleotide messenger RNA. Its product is annotated as probable serine/threonine-protein kinase DDB_G0268876. Bases 235 to 993 code for a protein of 252 amino acids. The transcript is spliced from 2 exons. The record is from RefSeq and is a predicted model, not a curated record. NCBI's taxonomy places the organism in Eukaryota, Metazoa, Arthropoda, Branchiopoda, Diplostraca, Daphniidae.
CCAGGUGGCAAAUCAGCAGGACUCGAGCUUUUCUUAUUCAUUCUUUAUCAUAUAUAUAUAAGCGUAGGAUUGUAUCGAGGUAAGGAAGAAAUAAAAGGUGACUCUUGUUACCAUCGCGCCAUUUCCACCCCAAACUCAGUCGUCCGUGUCAUGUGAUUCGAAGCGAAACUUUGGACCAGAACAAGAAGACACAUCGAAAUCAUCAACCAAGUUGCACCUUCAUUUCUAGACGAGAUGAAGAUAGAAAAGUCAUCGUAUUUGACGCUGGCCGUCCUCACGGCAAUCAUUUUGCUGGUCCAUCCUUACAUCGCAGAGACCAACAAUCUACUAAAUUCUGGACAUCUUCUGGAAAAUUCCGAGUCAGAAUCCACCUGGAUAGAUCAUCGAAUCAACGCGACUUCCAGCAAAAACACCUCGACCAUCAAAGAAAAUGAAACAUCAUACGCAAUUUCCCAAACUAUCCAGGAAAAAGAAGAUAAAAGAGAAAGUACCGUUGUGACGGACGGGACGUUUGUAGACACAAAUGUCGCCAGACGACCUGCUGGCAGAAAUUAUGACGGUGGCUAUCAUCAACCCAGUCCGGUACACAUCGAUUUCAGUCCGAUCUUUUUGGCUAUCGUUCCAAUCGCGUUGUUCCUGGGCGCGGCUGCAGCUUUCGCGCUAGCCACAGCUUCUUCAUCAAGUUCUUCGGCAGCGGCGGCUGCCCAACAACAGCAACAACAACAAGAGGCGACUAAUAACAAUAACAAUGCCAACAAUGCCAACAACAACAACAACAACGCUAUUUUAGCAGCGCUGAUUGCAGCUUUCGUUCAGAAAGGCCAUUCAUCGAAGGGGCACAAGACCAUCAUCUACGCCUACAACGUGACUAAAGUUCACGAUCAUCACGACUGGCGUCGAUCGUACGGCGAUCCCUUCCAAUUCUCCUUGCCGCGAAUCAAACCGAUGAGCCAUUUGCAUCGCAUGCGCAAAUAUUCAAAAGUCGAACCUUAAAGAAUUUCACUUUUCUCUGUACAUUUAAACGUAUUUUUUUCCCGUCCAAUUUGGUUGGUAGAAAUGCUAUGUAGAGAAUAUUUAUAUUAUAAAAGAAAGAGUAUCUAACAAGAUGGUUGAAUAAAAACGAAAUAUUUAUUGUCGCAUGCCAA